This is a messenger RNA of Drosophila yakuba, 787 nucleotides long. RefSeq lists its product as uncharacterized. The transcript has 2 exons. The coding region runs from base 266 to 679 and encodes 137 amino acids. Gene Ontology annotation, biological process: regulation of DNA-templated transcription. NCBI's taxonomy places the organism in Eukaryota, Metazoa, Arthropoda, Insecta, Diptera, Drosophilidae. The record is from RefSeq and is a predicted model, not a curated record. Gene Ontology annotation, cellular component: DRM complex.
GGCAACCCUCCUGCGGUGACAAUUAAUUUUGCACAGCUCAUUAGGCGUUUGGAAAACUUUCGUCGAGGGUGGCUUAAUAUUCCGGAUUUUAAACCUGUCAUUCCAGCAAAUGGUGGUGCAUAAAAGCUAAUUUCCUGGGUCCCUUCUGUUGUGAUAUAUUCUAUUAGCAAGGUGGCAAGCUCAAUUAGGCGAUUUCACGCUGGCAAACCCCACUUCAACAAGCCAUCAAGGAAGCCUAUUGAAAACUUAAUGAUAUAGCGAAAAUAUGGCUAAAGUUGCCAAGUCCAUUAAGGGGGACAGUCCCAGCGAUGCGGAGUACACUUUGGAGGAUGACCCCAUCGAGUUUGAGUUGGAAAAGAUGGAACGCGGCAGCGGCAGUUCGAAUGGCGAGAGCGACGACGAAGGUCAGCAGGAUCACAAGCAAGUGGACUCCAUCAUCGCCGAGAUGGACGAGCAAAAGGACAAGGAGCAGGAGGCAGCCGGUGAGCAGGAUGCGGAGAGCGAGGAGGAUCUGCGCAGGAUGUAUGAACUUAGUCUCCUCACGCCCGAGGCCAUGGCAGCUCACAUCCAGCAGCUGGAGAAGGAGCUCUACGAGCUGAGCCAACAGGAAGCCAGGGAGCUCAACCGGAGCAAGCACCUGCGCAUCUUUGGCAACUCCCGUCGUCGCGCCAACAAGUGAAGAAGUGACAAAUCUGCUUACGGCACACCAUACUCUACUAUACUAUACAGUAGUAUAUAUGACUGUGUGAUGACUUUGAUGGUAUCAAAUAAAGGGUCGUCAACGAAA